CAAUUGCCUCCCCAUUCAACAAAGGGUGUUUAAUCUUUAGACGUUAGGCAACUCUCUCUGGCUUAUAAAAAAAAGGCAACUCUCUCUGUCUCUUCACCCUAUAGAUCUACCUCAAUUUUCACAACCUUAAUUUCCUCUAAACAUGUUGAAAAGGAUGAAGAAUUUCAGUUUCCACGUUCUCACCGGAAGCUGGUUCUUGGUCUUUGCCUCUAUUCUAAUCAUGGCCUUUUCAGGAACAACCUACUUGUUUGGUCUCUACUCAAGCCAAGUGAAACACUCUUUGGGUUAUGACCAAACCACUCUGAACCUCAUCAGCUUCUUCAAAGAUAUAGGCACCAACGUUGGAAUCGUCUCGGGGCUAAUCAGUCAAUUCACCUCUCCAUGGGUGGUCCUCGCGAUUGGAGCCACCAUGAACCUCGUCGGAUACUUCAUGGUAUGGCUCUCCGUCACGGGACACGUCGUGAAGCCACAAGUGUGGCAAAUGUGUCUCUACUUUUACAUUGGGGCUAACUCACAGGCCUUUGCCGGUACCGCGGUGCUGGUGAACUGUGUUAAAAGCUUCCCGCAAAACCGAGGCAGUGUCCUCGGUCUUGCCAAGGGUUACAUGGGUCUUAGUGGCGCCAUUUUCACGCAGCUCUACCAUGCUUUCUAUGGUGACAACCUCGAUGCUCUCAUUCUCUUCAUUGCUUGGCUUCCGGCCGCCAUUUGCUACGUCUUGCUUCCAGCAUUCCGGGCUAUAGAUAAGACCCCACCACAACAGGAGAACGAAAACAAAGUUUUUUACAAGUUUCUGUACCUUUCACUAGGCCUUGCAGGGUUUCUGAUGGUACUCAUCAUUGUGCAGAACAAGAUCAACUUUCUAAGGGUUGAGUACAUUGUGUGUGCCAUGGUGGUUCUUUUCUUACUUCUUCUCCCACUUGCUUUGGUGUUUACAGAGGAGUUCAGGAUCUGGACCCAAAAGAUUCAAAAGAAACAAAAUCAAAACUUGUUCAAUGAUGAUUCACAAUUGAAAGUAGCUGUGGAUUUGAAUCUGAAUUUGCAGAAGGAAGCACCAACUGCCCCAAGUACAACAACAACACCACAAAAGAAAAUUUGUGGUCUGAAUUUUACAAGCAAAAUGCUGAAACCCCCACAUAGGGGUGAAGAUUACACCAUCUUACAAGCUUUGUUGAGCAUUGAUAUGUGGGUUCUGUUGAUUUCAACAACUAUUGGAAUUGGUGGGACAUUGACUGCACUUGACAAUUUGGGACAAAUUGGGAACUCUUUGGGGUACCCCAAGAAGAGUCUUACAACAUUUGUGUCCCUUGUGAGUAUAUGGAACUAUCUUGGAAGAGCAAUGUGUGGCUAUGCCUCUGAAUACUUGUUAUCUAAAUACAGAUUCCCUCGUCCAUUGAUGUUAACUCUGGUAAUGCUUCUCUCUUGUGUUGGCCAUCUCUUGGUAGCGUUCGGUGUGCCGAACUCUCUCUACAUUGCUUCUCUGAUUAAUGGGUUUUGCUUUGGGGCUUUAUGGCCUUUAAUGUAUGCCAUCAUAUCUGAGAUUUUUGGCCUCAAAUACUACUCAAUUUUGCUUCAUUUUGGAACCAUGGCAAGCCCUCUUGGGUCUUACUUGCUCAAUGUGAGAGUGGCUGGUUAUCUUUAUGAUAAGGAGGCUUUGAAGCAAUUGCAUAUGAAGGGGCUCACAAGGCAAGCAGGGAAGGAGUUAAAUUGUUCAGGAGUGGAGUGUUAUAAGAUGGCUUUUUUCAUAAUCACAGCAUCCACUUUGGUAGGUUGUUUUUCUUCUAUCGUUUUGGUGUUAAGGACCAGGAAGUAUUACAAAAGUGUCACAUAUGAAAAGUUUAGAGCAGUGGAAGCAGAGAAAGCAGAGACCAGUGCAGUUGCUACUCCAGCUGCCACCACCACAAGUCACUCGUAAAAUGAAGAAAAACUUCUCCAUGCCUUCCUAAUUGUUGUAUUCUCUCUUAAUUAGCAAAUAAGUGACUGUUGAGUGUAACAAAUGUCAUGUUGUCACAAAUAUAUUGAAAUUUGAUAUUUGCAUUUUAGUAA
This is a messenger RNA of Lotus japonicus, 2043 nucleotides long. RefSeq lists its product as uncharacterized. The transcript has a single exon. Gene Ontology annotation, molecular function: transmembrane transporter activity. The record is from RefSeq and is a predicted model, not a curated record. Bases 143 to 1912 code for a protein of 589 amino acids. Lineage: Eukaryota; Viridiplantae; Streptophyta; Magnoliopsida; Fabales; Fabaceae. Gene Ontology annotation, biological process: transmembrane transport. Gene Ontology annotation, cellular component: membrane.